Molecule: messenger RNA, 605 nt
Organism: Anguilla anguilla (European eel)
Lineage: Eukaryota; Metazoa; Chordata; Actinopteri; Anguilliformes; Anguillidae
Product: polyunsaturated fatty acid lipoxygenase ALOX15B-like
Exons: 5
Coding region: 15-605 (196 amino acids)
Biological process (GO): lipid oxidation; linoleic acid metabolic process
Cellular component (GO): nuclear envelope
Molecular function (GO): arachidonate 5-lipoxygenase activity; metal ion binding
Source: RefSeq, a predicted model, not a curated record
ACAGAGAUGACGCCAUGGCCAUUUGGGAUGCCAUAUAUAACUUUGUUCGUGAAGUGGUGAAUGGAUGUUACACAGAUGAUGAAGAGAUACACAAGGAUCCAGAGCUGCAAGAAAUGGUGUUUUUCAUAUACAACUAUGGAUUUCUGCAGAAGUCAGAUUGCCCCUCAAGCCUGAAGACAAGAGAGGAAGCCAUUAAAUACAUCACCAUGAUAAUGUUCACCUGCUCAGCCCAACAUGCCGCUGUGAGCCAUGGGCAGUAUGAUAUCUAUGCAUGGAUGCCAAAUGGACCAACGACAAUGAGGAAGCCUGCACCCAAGGACAAGGCGGUGACUGAGAAAGACAUAAUGGACACUCUCCCAGACAUUGACACAACACUGGAGGCUAUGAAUGUGCUUCAUUUCCUCAGCCAGGGUCCAAAUGACUUUGUGCGACUUGGACAGUACCCUGAGGACGUUGCCUCUGAAAAACACAUGAGAAAGCCCAUCUUAAACUUCCAAAGGAACCUGAAUAAAAUUGGAGAGGCGAUCAAGAAGAGGUCUGCCUUCAAAGACUUCCCCUAUGAGUACUUGUACCCUGCAGGGGUGGAAAACAGCAUCACAAUCUAA